Messenger RNA from Asparagus officinalis (garden asparagus), 1641 nucleotides. RefSeq lists its product as uncharacterized. The record is from RefSeq and is a predicted model, not a curated record. The transcript has 6 exons. The coding region runs from base 1 to 1641 and encodes 546 amino acids. Lineage: Eukaryota; Viridiplantae; Streptophyta; Magnoliopsida; Asparagales; Asparagaceae.
AUGGCUGAAAAGGACAGCACUUGCAUCGUAGCUUCGGGUGAUAGAGCAGUAUUCAUGAAGAUUAACAUUUCAACCACCAUUCUUGAUCUAAAAUUUGAUGUGUCAGAUAGGUUAGAUCUUCCAUAUGAAUCAUUAAGUUUGUCAUUCAAAGAUGAAACGAAUGGAAGCUUCAAAUUUCCUAUUGAGAACGAGGGGGAUCUGUCGUCUUUGGUGGAGCAUUGCCAUAACAGAGGAUUAAAGGAGGUUCACAUGCAAGCUUUCAAGGAAAAAGAGGAUUCUUCAAAGUCCACAGCGCCGUUCAACGCUACCAACAGUAUGAACUCAAAAAGCAUAGAGGGUGGCCCGCCGUUGUCGACGCCCACAUGUGUUUCAAAUAGGAUCCCCAAUGAUAAUCCUUCUGGAGAUAAUGUUCCGAUGAUUGAUGACAUGAUUAGCAGAUCAGAGAGGAUUCCUGCUUGGUGGCACACUGCUUUAACCGGUGAGGGACAACGGUUUGAGAGUACGAAGGAAUUAAGAUUGGCUUUACUAUACUAUUCCAUGGCCAAAAAAUUCGAGUACUUGUUUGCUAAGAAUGAACCGAAGCGUAAUCGAGUCUUUUGUCGGUUCAAGGAAGCCCAAAAUUGCUCGUGGAUGUUAUUUGCCUCUCCAACACAAAAUGAGAACAGACUUGAAAUCAAAACCUUCGUGGACAACCACACUUGUGGGAAUUUUGGCAAUAAUGCAGGUCAAUCUAGGACGUCACGACAAUUCAUUGCGACCCAAGUAUUACCCACGUUAAAGGUCCGACCAGAUUUACGACCUAUCGACGUACAAAAGGAGUUACUAACUUCGUAUGGGCUUAGGGUCGAUUAUAGCAAGAUAUGGUGGGGUAAAGAAAGAGCACAAGAGCAACUAUAUGGUGAUGCCCAUGAGUCCUACGAUCAAUUACGAUGGUAUGUAGAAGAGGUUAAGAAGACAAACCCAGAUAGCUACAUUCAUGUUGAACAAAUUGAGGGGAGACCACUUAUAUUUUUGGAUGGUACCUUUCUGAAAGAUCGUUUCAAAGGUAUACUCCUCAGCGCCGUUGCAUACGAUGGAAAUCAGGGGAUAUUUCCAUUAGCCUAUUGCAUUUGCGAUCAGGAAAAUACUGUCAACUGGAAUUGGUUCUUACAAAGUUUAUGGUCUAUUCUCUAUGAAAGGCCAGAUCCAUACAACCCUCCACACAAGCUAGUUAUAAUAUUUGAUGCGGAUAAGGGGAUCAGAGAAGCAGUCAGAGAAUAUUUUCUGGAUGCUAUACACUCUAGAUGUGUUCUGCAUCUAGUUGAGAAUUUUAGGACAAAGUUGCGGGAUUUGGGUUUUAAGGCAAAGGAUACUCGGAUUUUGGGCAACCUUUUGCAAUCUGCUUGUUACAAAUAUACUAAAGCAGCAUGGAAUGACUAUGUGGAGGACAUUAGACUGGCGGACGAACGAGCCAACAAUAUUGUCAUGAACUACGCUCCAGAGAACUGGGCUAACGCAUUUUUCCCCGGAAUUAGAUAUGGUCACGUUACAUCAAAUGUUGCAGAGUCAUUCGACAAAUGGAUACAUGAGGCUAGGCUUCUACGGAUACUACAACUCGUAGAACACAUACGUAAACAGAUUAUGAUUCGCAUGAAUGAGUGA